AUGUUUCCUCGGACACCCGGCGAGUAUACCGGCCCAAUGCCAUAUGAACAGGGCGGCCCUCAUCCGGAAGAGGGGAUGAACAACUACUAUGAAACGAUUCAUUCUCAGUGGCCUGGGAGACGUCACAUACUGACUCGCCCUGGCGCUCCACAGUCCCCGUAUGGAGGCGUUCAUCACCCUUACAGUUCCACGGCAGCUUUCCCCCCUACGGCCAUCUUAACACCCAUCAGCCUUCCCGACAGCUCCUUUGCACAUGCCCGACCCAGUCCCGUUCUCAGUCAUCACUCGCAAGAAUAUGUAUAUGGCAUGGCCGAAUCUGUCCCUCCACAUGGGCUGGGUAUCACCGCACCCUUCCCAAGUGAUUUCCCUCGAACUGUUACUGCUAGUCUAGCCACUGUCCCAGACCCAGAUUAUGCCUUUAGUGGUGCCACCCUAUCACCUCCACCACCUCCGGUCAAGCGGCCUCGGCGAAGUCCUAAACCAACCGUAGCAGCGCGUGAAGGGCCCGUUAGCAUUCUACCUCAUCCAGAAGGGCUCCAGCGAUUGGAGCAGGAACGCCGGCGGGAACAAGUUGAUCCUCAUUCACACCAGCGUCCUCGGGCUCCAGGCCGAGGGCGGCGAGACCCGCAAGCAGAAGAAGAAGAUGCAUUUGUCGAACAGCUUCGCGAACAGAACCUGGCAUGGAAACACAUCCGGGAGAUGUUUCGAGAAAAGUUCAACAAGGACGCAUCAGAGGCUCGCUUACAGAUGCGGAUGCUGCGCAGGCGCAAGGAGCGCCUGGCUCGGUGGGAUGAGAGCGAUGUGAGUACGUACAUCAAAAAUUAA
This is a messenger RNA of Aspergillus alliaceus, 825 nucleotides long. RefSeq lists its product as uncharacterized. The transcript has 2 exons. Lineage: Eukaryota; Fungi; Ascomycota; Eurotiomycetes; Eurotiales; Aspergillaceae. The coding region runs from base 1 to 825 and encodes 274 amino acids. The record is from RefSeq and is a predicted model, not a curated record.